UCGCUCACAGAAACCGACAGAGUACCUCACUGGGGACAAAUAUGGUUCAUGGACAGGUGGUGUCGGCUCUGCUGUUGGCGGUGAUGGCUGCCACAUGUCACCAGGCGAUGUGUGGCCACGCCCACUCCUACGCCCACCAGACGAGUCCUGUGGUGGGUCCCGCCCACCCAGUCACCGUGGGACACGCCGGCUAUGGGGGAUACGGACACGGUCACGGAGGACACAGUGUCGACUACGUGGCGUACCCGAAGUACGAGUACGAGUACGGGGUGUCUGACGGUCACACAGGGGACCACCACUCCCAGAAGGAGCACCGCGACGGAGACGUGGUGGCGGGCGAGUACUCGCUCAAGGAGGCGGACGGCAGCGUGCGCACCGUCAAGUACCACGCAGACAAGUCCGGCUUCCACCCCGUCGUGCACCACUCGGAUCAUGGUUACGGGGCCGCUGUGGGAGGCGCUGGACUAGGACAUGGGUAUGGAUACUACUGAAGAUGUCCCGCUGGGCUCCAGAGCAUAUAAAUAGUACUCCUGUAA
Messenger RNA from Schistocerca gregaria, 536 nucleotides. RefSeq names its product cuticle protein 8-like. The transcript is spliced from 4 exons. The record is from RefSeq and is a predicted model, not a curated record. Bases 42 to 491 code for a protein of 149 amino acids. Lineage: Eukaryota; Metazoa; Arthropoda; Insecta; Orthoptera; Acrididae. Gene Ontology annotation, cellular component: extracellular matrix.